Messenger RNA from Metarhizium acridum CQMa 102, 906 nucleotides. NCBI's taxonomy places the organism in Eukaryota, Fungi, Ascomycota, Sordariomycetes, Hypocreales, Clavicipitaceae. The record is from RefSeq and is a predicted model, not a curated record.
AUGUCGUCCAACCAUCAGAACGGCGCCGUUUUAGGCACAGAAUUCACCCAGAAUGUGAUUGACGCCAUGGGGCCCAAGACCAGCCCCCGGCUGCGGGAGGUCAUGGCCGCCCUGAUCAGGCACAUCCACGACUUUGCGCGAGAGGUGCAGCUCACCACGGACGAGUGGAUGGCCGGCGUCGACAUGAUCAACGAGGCAGGGCGGAUGAGCAACGACAAGCGCAACGAGGGACAGCUGCUCUGCGACGUCAUCGGCCUAGAAUCCCUCGUCGACGACAUCACCUUCACCGCCGCCACCAACAGCACGAGCGGCCUCACGGCAUCCGCGGUCCUCGGCCCGUUCUGGAGGCAGGACACGCCGCGCAGGGAGAACGGCGCCACCAUCAGCUUCGACACCCCGCCCGACGGACAGGUCGUCUACAUGCACGGCAAGGUGACCGACGUUGCGACCGGAAAGCCGCUGCAGAAUGCGUCAGUCGACGUCUGGCAGGCGUCCACCAACGGCCUUUACGAGCAGCAAGAUGCCGGCCAGAGGGAGCACAAUCUCCGCGGCGUCUUCCACACCGACGCCGAGGGCAACUACUCAUUCUACUGCCUCCGGCCGACGCCCUACCCGGUUCCCAUGGACGGCCCGGCGGGAAAACUGCUCGCCAUGAUGGAUCGUCAGGUCUUCCGCCCCGCGCACAUUCACCUCAUGGUCUUGUCAUCUAAUGAGAAGGAGCAGGUCCAACACGACGGCUACAAGUCUUUGACUACCCAGAUCUUCGACAAGGAGUGCAAAUACCUUGGCAACGACUCCGUGUUUGCCGUCAAGGACGAGCUGACCGUGGAGUUUGUGCCGAGAAAGGGCGACGCGAAAGCUCCCCUCGAGCUGGAGUACAAUAUCACCCUGGCAGAGACGUCGUGA